Dromaius novaehollandiae (emu) is the source of this 6264-nucleotide messenger RNA. RefSeq names its product prostaglandin F2 receptor inhibitor (gene PTGFRN). The record is from RefSeq and is a predicted model, not a curated record. The coding region runs from base 140 to 2791 and encodes 883 amino acids. Gene Ontology annotation, cellular component: membrane. The transcript is spliced from 9 exons. Lineage: Eukaryota; Metazoa; Chordata; Aves; Casuariiformes; Dromaiidae.
CGGGCGGCUCCGUGCGCUCGCAGGGCAGCGGGAAGGCGAGCGGCCGCCCGGCGGGGAGCGCGCUGCCGCCGGGCCCCGGGCGAGGCGACGCAGCGCGCCGGCGGCCGCAGCGCGAGAGGCACGCGGGGGCAUUGCCAGCAUGGGGCACCGCGGGGAGCGGGCGUCCUGCCUCCUCUUCCUCCUGCUACUGCUCGCUUUCUGCAGAGGACGUGUUGUGAGAGUGCCCAAAGGUCCUCUUAUUCGAGUCGUGGGCACAGAAGUGGUGAUCCUUUGCAGUGUUAGUGAUUAUGAUGGACCCAGUGAACAGAACUUUGACUGGGAAUUCUCCCGGGAGACUGACUUCAUGCGGAUAGUGAGUACCUGGGAUUCUACGUUCACCUCCGAGGAGUACCAAAAACGUGUGGGCCGAGGGGAUAUCAAACUGAGACGGAGCAGCAAUGAUGCUGUGGAACUUGUGAUUAGAGACAUCCAGCCAACUGAUCAAGGGAAAUACAAAUGCUCCACACCCAGCACUGAUGCCACCGUUCAGGGAAAUUAUGAUGCUGAGGUCCAAGUGAAAGUGAUUUCUGAUGGCUUAGUGGUGAGUGGUACAAAAGCCCAUUCCUCAACGUCUCUCAAGCUAUCUGAGGGUGAUUCCUUCAACUUGCACUGCUCAGCCAUCACCACCUCCCCAGAGCAUACUCACCUGCAUGUGACUUGGCAAAUCAAAAGUGGAGCAACUUGGCGGGACAUCCUAUCUUUGACUCAUGAGGGCAAGUUCCAGCCUGGUUCUGGCUAUGAAGAACGCUACCGCAAUGGAGAUAUCCGUUUGGACACAGGAGCAAAUGACACGUAUCAAUUAUCUGUGUCCCAGGCCUUGCCGAUGGAUGGGGGUGUCUACAGGUGUCUUGUGAGCGAGUGGGUGAGAGGGGCAGAUAGCUCAUGGCAGAAGAUUCAGGAGAAGAGUGUGGAGAUAGCAAGUGUGGCAAUCCAACAGACUGCCCUAGAUGUGUUGAUCUCAACAAGAAAUGUGUCUGUGACUGAAAGAGACUCCCUGGAUUUUACCUGUAACAUCACAACAGACAGGAGUGGUAUUUUCCAAGCUGAGGUGAUGUGGUAUUUCACUGCAUCUCCUGAUGGGACCCUCUCAGAUGCUCAGGUUUUGCUGAGCAUGGACCAUGAUUCUGUUGUCAGUGACUCGACCCUCAUCAGCCUGAGCCGUGUAGAUAGGAACUCCUAUCGCCUGCUGGUGCGUGAUGUGGAUGUGGAGGACUCUGGCUACUACUUCUGCCAAGCAGCUGUUUGGGUACCACUGCACAAUGGGAGCUGGCAUAGGGUGGUGGAGAGAAUGUCUGCGCCAGUCAAUGUGGUGGUGACAGCAUUAGAUCUGGAUUAUGAUGUAUUUCUGAAUGCUUCUAAAACACCCAAGUUCUCAGAUGACCCCACUGAGCUUGAAUGCAGGAUCACAAAUGCACAGGACUCGGAAGCAAACAUCCGCUUCACAGUUUCCUGGUACUACAGGCCGCGCUUACGCAGUGACGAUGUGGUGACAGAGGAACUCCUGGCCAUGAUGGAUGCAGACUGGACUCUGCUGCUUGGGGACGGGAGCAGAAAGCGGACUCUGAAUGGGGAAAUAAUCUUCUCUAAAAAAGCUGUUGACACCUUCAGUUUACGAAUCCAGUGGACUUCAGAAAGUGACAGAGGGGACUAUUUCUGUGUCAUUUCUGCAUGGAGUAGGCACCGCAACAACAGCUGGGUAAAGAGCAAAGAUGUGACUUCUGCACCUGUCAGCAUUUUCUGGGCUACACAAGAUUACAUGCUGACAGUGGAGGCAGUGAGACUGAAACCAUUCUUUGUGGCAGGCCACACCUUUGAGAUGACGUGCAAAGUGUCUUCGAAGAACAUCAAGACGCCACGCUAUUCUGUCCUCAUUACAGCAGAGAAGCCACUGACGGAUCAGUCCAACCCCAAUGGGACCACUCGCAUAAUCUCCUUGAACCAGGAUUCAGUAGUGCGGCUGGAAGACUGGACGGAUCAGACUCGUGUGGACGGCGUGGUUCUGGAGAAGGUCCAGGAGAAUGAGUUCCGCUAUAGGAUGUAUCAGACCCAGAUUUCUGAUGCUGGGCUGUAUCGCUGUGUGGUGACUGCCUGGUCCCCAGGUGGUGGUGGCAUGUGGCGUGAAGCAGUGAACGGCUUAUCUAAUCCUAUCCAGAUAGACUUCCAAACCUCAGGUCCUGUGUUUAAUGUCUCAGUGCAUUCUGACAACCAGAUGAUUUACCAGGGUGAGCUGGCAGAUUUGCUCUGUAUCGUCACAACGGAAGGAAUAGCACUCGAGCCAGAUGAUAUGUCCUUUGAUGUCUUCUGGUUUGCGGUGCGUUCCUUCGCAUUGGAUAGAGCGCCUGUCUUGCUAGCCUCACUGGACCGGAGAGGGAUUGUGACACAAAGCAGGAGAAACGGGAGCAGCGAUCUCAGCCUGGAGAGAAUCAGCCCGCUAGAAUUUCGACUCCGUGUGUAUGGCUGCGAGGACCACGACUUUGGGAACCACUAUUGCGUAGUGACCCCAUGGGUGCGGUCUGCCACUGGGGUAUGGCAGCGGGAGCCUGACAUCAAAGCCAAGCCCAUCUUCUUAUCUGUGAAAAUGGAUGUUCUGAAUGCUUUCAAAUACCCCCUGUUGAUUGGCAUUGGUCUGGCCACUGUCAUUGGACUUUUAUCCUGCCUCAUCGGCUACUGCACCUCCCGUUGGUGCUGCAAGAAGGAAGUGCAGGAAACAAGACGAGAACGUCGCCGGCUAAUGUCGAUGGAGAUGGACUGAGCGUGGGAACCAAAAGCACUUGCGUUUCGUGAGAGACUCGCAGGGCUCUUGGACUGUGCUGAGACACUCACUUGCAGGCCCAGACAAGACAGUGCGUUUCCUCUCAGAUUUCAGCCUGAACCUCAAGCUUCUCCUUGUUACACAUCAUGUCCUGAGAGUGCUCAGGCCAUAUUUAGCAACUCAGAGUUCUCCUUUUCCAGCAGCACUUUCUGCGCAGGGAAAAGUCCUUCUCAUGUACAAACUGUCAAGCCUUUUUUCAGCAGGGCCCUGUGACAAAAUUCACUGAGUUUUUUGUUUGUUUGUUUUUCACUCCCCUCAUGGUUUUGAAAAGAUCUGGUAUGAAAAGAUGGUGGGGAAGGGGAUGGGUAUGAAGGAGCUGGUAGGAGUGUUAGACUUGCAUCAUGUUAACCAGUCUGCUCUUCCUGCCUCCCCCAUCACACCAUCCUGUCCCCUUUCUCUGUCUGCCCUGGUGUCUGACUUAACUCUGUGUUAGGACAAAGACUGAAGAAGAGUGCUUGCUGGUGCCUCCUGAGGCUGUUGUGGUGAAAAAUUGGUUUAUAGUUGUGACAUGCCUUCUCUUCUCUGGCUUUCAAAGAGUUUAUGGUUAAGCCCAAAACAGAAUUUGCCUGCCUGCAGGUUUGAGAUUUUUUUCUUAAGGAUUUUUCUAUUUUCAGUGCUCAAAAUUCUUAGCUGUGGUGAAUAGGGGCUGGCUUAGCAACCCUGAAGAGUCAAUCCUCAGACAAGAGUUUUCUGGAUCUCUGCCUAUGGCCACCUUCUCCUUCUACCUCUCCACCUUCUUUUCUCUCCACUACAGCUGCUCCUGUUGUGCCUCAGACACUGUUCUGCUUGUUGUGGUGGGGCAACGUGGUGUCUAGGAAUGUGGCCCAGCUUUCUGCCGGUCUCAGCAGAGAGGUAGGAAAGCUUGACUCAGCGGUGAUGGUAUGAUUCAUGGAAAAAAAUGGCAAUGGGUCCUUGUGUGUAGUUGGCCAACCGAUGAUCACAUUUAGGGGAGAUUUGGAAGCUAGGUAUUAUGAAUGCACGGACCAGACUCUAAUACUGCUGCUGCCAGUCACUUGGUAACCCUUGAGCCUGUGAGCAGAGUCUGAGAUCUGCGGUAGCUAAAGUGCAGCUCAGGUUUCAUUCAGAGUAGGAAUAAGAAUUGGCCUAAGACAAGCAAGAAUCCUUCAGGUUCCAGUGAUCUUGGCCUUGUGCAAAAGGCCCUUUGUCCAUGGGCCUGCAGCAGGGCUUCCCAUGGGUUUGAGGCAUAUUUCUAGGUGCUAUAAUAUAAGAAGUUGUGCUUUGGUCUUCCAUGUACUCUGACCUGGCUCCUAAGUGGGAGCAGCUCCUUUUCUUGGCAGCUCUCUUUCCAGCACAGCUGGUGUUUUAAGCAAUAAAAGUCAGAAUUAAGUUACUGUGUAUAAACAAACAAGGAAGUAGGACUGUACCCUGUCCUGAUGUUACAGCCAGGGUUUGGCUCAUGUCAAGAAGGGUGGGGAGUCUAGAGCUGAGGCCAGGGCUCCAUCCUUCUUAGAUUUUUUUUUUUUUUUUGAGGUUGAAAGAAAAGAUGUUAGAUGAGGAAAUCCACAGAAGGUAGUGGUUUGGUGUACUGUUGCCAGUCUAAACAUUAAUUUUGUCCUUGAUUGUCUCUUCCACUAGCAGCUCAUCCCAGUGCACAUUCCAAAGGAGCUGCAGAUCUAAUGCCCUUGUUAUUAUGAUGGCUUCAUUUCAUAUUAGUACUUGUGGAAUCUUUCACUCAGCGUUGUAGCUAUUCCAGAUUGGUUUUUGAGUGGUGUGUUCUUUUGUUUUUUCCCUGUCCUGCAUUAUGACCUUUGUUCUGAGGUUGUUGUGAGUUUUUUUCUAGAAAGCUGUGUUCUGUGCUCAACACAAACACCCCCAUGCGCGUGCACGUGUAUGCACACAUGCAGCCAUAUGGCUAAUGAUUUUUGGAAGCUGAAUGUGAGACAUCUUCAAAAUGGGCUUGACUUUCAGAGUGGGGGCUUGCAGCUCUAAAAUUUGACUCUUAGACACUUCAUGCAGUGAUCUGAAACUGACAUACCCCAAACCUAUAAAUCUCUGGGAAACCCUGGCCUGAACAUCCACAGAAGCUUUUUUUCUAGUCUGUUGUUUUUCUUUGUGGGAGAGCUUUAAAAAGGCCUAUGUUGCCAGCAGUUGUAGCUGCUCCUGCUGAGGAGUAGGUCUGAAACAGUCUCUGGCUUCCGCUGUGGAAGCCCAGAAAUCUGUAGUGGUGCUUUCCAAAGGAGAAGAAUUGAGGAGAGGAUUCACUCAGAUACCACUUUGACAGCAAGUUUUUCUUCCUCUCCUGUUCUGCUUGCUGUAGUGAAAUCUUGCUUUUCCCUAGAUAUUCUGGGACACUAGUCUGAUGUUUUGAAUUCUGGCUGUCCUUCCCACACUGAUCUUAAGCAGCUUCUUUCCUGUUUUAACGUCUGCUUUCUUCACCAAAAGCUUGUGGCAUUGGGGGAUUUUAGGAGGGGUUGUACUGGUUAAGUUUCAAGCACAGCAUCAGUCACUUGUUCUCCUUGAAGACUGAAUUCUUGUUUAUGUAUUCUUGGUUAAGUUUUGGGGGAAAGAGGAUUGUGACUGUAAUGCAAUAAUUAGGGAACAAAUGAGCAGGGAACUGCCAGCUCUUCCCAAGCACACGACACAGCACACUUUCUCCCUGCUGGAAGAAACUCAGGGUUAUUUUGGUCAGGGCUCCCUGCCCCUUUAGUGAAAGGUCCCCAUGCCCUUAGUUAAUUUUGACCAUCCUUCGUGGCCUGUAAUAAACCAUCUUUGUCAUUCCAACUGAAGCAAGUUCACCACUAGCUCGUACUGCUGCCAGUCCCUUGGAAGGCAAUGCUGCAUCUAUCCCUUUACAUCUUAUUUUUGCUGUAGUUGAAAGGCUAGAAGCUGAGGGGCUAGACUUAUCCCACAGGUUUCCUUCUAAUUGUGCCAAUUUUGUAUUAUUCCCCUUUUUAAAAAUAUUCUGGUAAUCUUGUCUUUAAUGAGAAAAUGUCUUGGUCACUUUCCGUGGUUUUUAUUAUUAUUAUUUCCUGUGUGAUUGGAGUGUGUGUAUAUGUGAGUGGAGAUGUGUGCAUGUGGUUGUGUAUUAAGCCUGGAGAGCGUCAGGAGAGUAAGCUGCCUGAGAUGCAGUACAAGUAUCCAUAUCCUCCCAGCUGCAACCUGUGGUAUUGUCUAAGUAUCCUAAGGGCUCACAUUGAUCUUCCUCUGUUUGCUUUGCCACAUCUCUUGGUUAAGCUGGUAAAUUCCUCCAAGCACUUGGAGUUUGACCCAGGACAAGCUUGAACAUAGUAUAACAGAAGGGCAAGAUAUUUUCUUUCAUUUGUUUUAAUUUCAAAGUUAUAAAAUAAAAUGUUCGGCACAAUUCCUGAAUGCAGGUACUGAGUAAUUCUAACAAUGCUGUGUAAAAUGUUUCUUUUUAUGUUUAAAAUAAAGAGCGAACCUUUUUUGAUUAA